Messenger RNA from Orbilia oligospora ATCC 24927, 249 nucleotides. RefSeq lists its product as uncharacterized. The coding region runs from base 1 to 249 and encodes 82 amino acids. Lineage: Eukaryota; Fungi; Ascomycota; Orbiliomycetes; Orbiliales; Orbiliaceae. The transcript is spliced from 2 exons. The record is from RefSeq and is a predicted model, not a curated record.
AUGUCAUCCCCAGACAAUAAUAAUGGGUCCGGGUGCCGGAUCCCCCAGCGACAACAAUCGCCCGAGGCAGGGAAUUCCCACUUAACUGACAAUGGGAAACCUGUAGACGCGGAGCGAGCUAAGGACGAAAACAACUAUCGUGAGCCUGCAAAAACCACUGGCAAAAUACCAGGCCGAACCCGGAAGGGAACGAGCUCGAAGAGCGUGUCUGACGCGAAGGGUGAAGGAUCACACAACCCGCAGUCCUAG